UCAAGAACCCUAAAAACAAAAUUCUCUCUUUGGGUUUCUUGCUGGCUAUGGCGCUUGUGGGCGCCUUCAGGGCAUCACGGGCGCUACGGGCGCUGGCGGGGAGAUCGGCGGCGGGCGGCCUGGACUGGAAGGAGAUGGACCACUGGAUCGAUUACUGGAGCUUCUCGCCAGAUGUGAAGACUGAGCUUCUGAAGCUCAAGCAUCACAUCACGGAGACGGCGCAUCGCAUGGACGCAUUGUUUAUCAAGGAGAAGCAUGUAAUCGACUGGGAGGCUCACAGGAAGGUCUUGCCUGCUGAAGUUGUGGAUCUUUACCAGAAGACUUACGAGAGCAUAGAAGUUCCAAAGUAUGUGGACGAAGAUCGAGAGGAGGCCAUCAAGAUGUUUGCCGACCUUGAACAGAAGGCUAUCAAAGCUGACGAAGAGUUUGCUGCCGCGAGAGCAAAGCUGGAGGAAGAAGAGGAGAAGAUCAGAAAGUUCAAGGAGAGGUUACCGACGAUCACAGUCGACGAGGUACUGGCCGAGCACCCAGACAUCAAAGAAAAGAUCGACGCAGAGAUCCGGGCUCUCAACUGGGACUACGCGCCGCUGGGAAGCAAAGAAAUAGCCAAGUGAAGCAAAAGGGAUGAUCGAUCCAUCAAGAAGAAUCUCUGGAACCCAUCGCUCGAUAGUUUGCAGAGAUCGCGAGCCGAGAGAAGCGAGAUAAAGACGAAGAUAAAAUGGAACCAAAAAAUAAGCUCUGGACACGUCAGUGCCACGUUGGCCAAUCUUUUUUUGACGCGCCAGCAUUUAGCUGAUUAUGUGAACACGUCAGCGCCUAGGUGGACGCUUUGAUUCC
Selaginella moellendorffii is the source of this 837-nucleotide messenger RNA. Its product is annotated as ATP synthase subunit d, mitochondrial-like. The coding region runs from base 48 to 614 and encodes 188 amino acids. Gene Ontology annotation, biological process: proton motive force-driven ATP synthesis. The record is from RefSeq and is a predicted model, not a curated record. The transcript has 5 exons. Gene Ontology annotation, molecular function: proton transmembrane transporter activity. NCBI's taxonomy places the organism in Eukaryota, Viridiplantae, Streptophyta, Lycopodiopsida, Selaginellales, Selaginellaceae.